ACACGUGUUUCACUGGGACAAUAGUGAGUGGUGCACACUUCCUUCGCCCGGCCACAGAAGACAAAAAAGAGUUGCUGGUGUAACAAUAGGAAGAAUAUAUUCCACUCCUCUCUUGUACACGCGGCUUAUGAGAUGAACGCUCGUCAAGAAGAACGUCCCCUUCAGCAGCAGGAGGAUCCACAGCCCCCCCACAUGAAAGAGGAAGAGGAGGAAGUGUGGAUCAGUCAGGAGGGAGAGUGUCCUGUAGGGCAGGAGGAGGCUGAUGUCAGCAAGUUUCCACUGACUGUUGUCUCUGUGAAGACUGAAGAGCAUGAAGACAAACCACCUGAGUCCUCACAGCUUCAUCACAGUCCAAACGUCUGUGAAGAACAUCUUCUCCCUGAGCAACAGAAGUGGAGCUUCAGGAUGGAGCCACAGCCCUCCCACAUUAAAAAGGAAAAGAAACACCCACUGAUCCCCCAUUUUAAAGCGGAAGAGGAUGACCCACUGACCACUCACAUCAAAGAGGAAGAAGAGGACUCAUUGACCCCCAAUUUUAAAAAGGAAGAGGAGAAGCCACUAAUAACCCAUUUUAAAGAGGAAGAGGGGGACCCACUGACACCCCAUUUUAAAAAGGAAGCGGUGGAUCCACUGAGCCCUCACAUUAAAGAGGAAGAGGAGGACCAAGAGCCGCCGCACAUUAAAGAGGAAGAGGAGGAAGAGGGCAUCAGUCAGCCUAAAUGGUUGGAGGAGUUCCCAGUGACUGGUGUCCCUGUGAAGAGUGAAGAUGAUGAGGUGAAAGGUGAAAGUGAGGAGAGGGGAGGGGGGGAGCCUCCAAGCAGCAGCUCAACACAACACAUGACAACAGAAGCUGAUGGAGACCACUGUGGAGGAUCACAAGCAGACAAGCUCUUAGCUCCACUAUCAGAUAGUGAGGACACAACGUCACACUCUCCUGACACUGAUGAUGAAGACUCUAAAGAUGAUAAGACAUGUCACACUGACAACACUCACUUCACAUCUUCUCACGCUCACAAAACUUUUAAAUACCAAAGUCGUCUGAAAACACACAUGAGAACACACACUGGAGAAAAACCUUUUUCUUGUUCACUCUGCAGUAAAGGUUUUACACAAAGUAUCAAUUUGAAAGUACACAUGAGAACACACACUGGAGAAAAACCUUUUUCAUGUUCUAUCUGUGGUAAAGAUUUUACUCAGAGGCCACAUUUGAAAGUACACAUGACAACACACACUGGAAAAAAAACUUUUUCAUGUUCUAUCUGUGGUAAAGAUUUUACUCAGAGGCCACAUUUGAAAGUACACAUGAGAACACACACUGGAGAAAAACCUUUUUCAUGUUCAAUCUGCGGUAAAGAUUUUACUCGAAGGGAAAAUUUCAAAAAGCACAUGAGAAUACACACUGGAGAAAAACCUUUUCCUGUUCAAUCUGCAGUAAAUAUUUUGCGCAACGGCACUAUUUGAAAGAACACGUGAGAACACACACUGGAGAAAAACCUUUUACAUGUUCAGUAUGUUGUAAAAGUUUUUUACAAAGUCAGCAUUUGAAAAGACACAUGAAAAGACACCCAGGAGAGAAAGUGUUGAGUUGCAGUGUGUGUGGUGAAAGAUUGUCUUCUAAGUACCAGUGUAAGAAACACAAGUGUGCUGGUGAGAACAGCAGCAGCAAAUGAAACUGCAGGAUUUGAAAUAAACUGUCCAGACUUUCAUUUUGACCUUCUAAAAACAUCAGCACAUAGUUUCUAAGAUUUAUAGAUGAGAUAUUUUAGAUUAUUACCUUUUUUCAGUCAAGUACUACACAUGACAAGUGUUUUUUAAAGUUGUUCAUGAUUUAUCCCCCUUUUUUAGAAUUCCUCAAACAUUAUCAAUUUCAGAAAACAUGGGAACGUUUGGAAUGUUUGGGAAAAGUUAAUUAUGUACAUCAUCCCACAGAGCUUUACUGUACAUCCAUCCAUUUGUUCUACCACUUGUCUCUUUCAUUUUAUAUGUAUAGCAUUUAAUCACAUACUUGUCCGCCAAAGGGUGUUGCGUUUUGGAGGAACUCCUUCUGUCAGAGUGCUGUUCACACUUCUUUUACUGCGGAAAUCUACUCACAAAAACAAUCCAAACAGUAGGAAACAAAAAACGAUGGUGCGAAAAAGAGAAGACUAAAUGUGCAUUUUGGAAAAAAUAACAAAAGCUACUUCUAUACACAAAUAAAGUCAACUUGGUUUGGAGUUACAAGACGUGCACACUACAAAACAACACCAAGAUGGAUGGCACUGGGAAUGGCCAAGGUAGCAAAAUACUCAAAGCAUGGAAUCAACUGGCGUGUAAUGGAAUCGCCGAGUGCCAUCCAGCUGUCAAGGUGCUGCUUAAGUAGCACCAGGGUCAAUCGGAAGCAGCUGUGCACGUCCCACAACUCCGCCCACAAAGGCAACACAGGAACUCUAGGAGGAAGGAGAAAUGUAAGAACAAGGUCAACUGCACCAAAAGACGAAAACUGACUGUUGGAGCCAAAUUUCCUUAUUUGCUUAUAUUGUUUUUAUUUAGUUUUCUCUGAUUGAUUGCUGGCUUCAGUUCAUGCUGAAUUUCCCUUUCUGCAGAUUGCUCCGCCCACUUCCUGUUGAGAACCAGGAAGUGUUGACAGGGAUGGGACUGUUGCUAUGGUGUGGUUGCCAUGGUAGCCUCCUUUAAUUGUGUUCAGCUGGGAACACUGGGGGGUGAUUGCAUGGAGGACAAACAGUUUUGGAGCGUGUGGUGUGGUGUGUGGUCAGGUCUCACUGCUGUGACAAUGUGCCAUUCAAGCCAAGGUCAGCAUACAUUAUGUUCUAGAACCUACUUUUCAUUUCAUUUUGAUAGCUUGGAAUAAAGGGAUUGUCAUAUCCAAACACAUUUCUACAGUACUGGACAUUCAAUCAUCAAACUGGUCAACACAGUAUCAGUAUCAGUAUCAGUAUCAGCCCAAAGAUAAGUGCUGUACAAUGACAAUAAAAUGCCUCGUAGCCGAUUAUACAAAUGUGAUCAAUUCAUCUAGAUAUUGUCCUGCCACAGUGAAUAGGUUUCCCUUUUUAAAGGGCAAAUUCCUCCCAGGGUCUUUUGUCCUAAUGACUGUCUGGAUAAAGUGAGGAGAAUAUAAUUCAGGAAAACAAUUUAUUUUACUAAUAAACUAGAUUAAGUAACACAUUUUUACAGUUAGCUAAAUUGGACAGAACACCUGCAUCAUCUUCUCAACAACACCCACAUUCUUACAAACAACAUAUUUAAGAAUGGUGGUGUUAAAUACAAAGUGCAUUCAGAUACAAACAAUUAUUUUUGAUGUUUACUCUAUUAAAGGACAUAUAUGUGCACAUGUAUGCACUGAUUAAAAAUACAGAACAAUAAUGCCCACGUUUAGACUUUCUCCAUCAAACGCCAUCUUGCUUUCUCCUCCUUUCUAUUUCCAGCAGACUAGUAGAACAUCUUAGGUGUAUUGCUGCCCUCCACAGUCUAUUAACAAAAUGUCUUCCUUCUGUCCUAUGGCCCACACUACAGACUUGGACACAAACAGGACAGAAAGUAAAAAGCAGCUUGAAGGAGGUCAAAACAAAAUGUAUGCAUUCUUUCCAACGGCCGCUGGGUGGCAGCAGAGGCUCCAUGUAUCACCUGAAGAAACAUUUGACUUCUGACCUUUCCACAUUAUUUCUCUCAUCUUUACUGCUGGAGUUCAGCUCACUGAGGAUGUAAGCUACAUUUUGGUAUCUUAAUUAUCUUUAAUUAUUCAUAAACAGGCUUAAAACAAACCAUUAUUAUCAUUACUGCCUCAUUUGUUUCACUCU
Messenger RNA from Nerophis ophidion (straightnose pipefish), 3794 nucleotides. Its product is annotated as oocyte zinc finger protein XlCOF8.4-like. The record is from RefSeq and is a predicted model, not a curated record. NCBI's taxonomy places the organism in Eukaryota, Metazoa, Chordata, Actinopteri, Syngnathiformes, Syngnathidae. The transcript is spliced from 3 exons. Bases 133 to 1461 code for a protein of 442 amino acids.